Messenger RNA from Nicotiana attenuata, 972 nucleotides. RefSeq names its product importin subunit alpha-4-like. NCBI's taxonomy places the organism in Eukaryota, Viridiplantae, Streptophyta, Magnoliopsida, Solanales, Solanaceae. The transcript is spliced from 9 exons. Bases 1 to 972 code for a protein of 323 amino acids. The record is from RefSeq and is a predicted model, not a curated record. Gene Ontology annotation, molecular function: nuclear import signal receptor activity. Gene Ontology annotation, biological process: NLS-bearing protein import into nucleus. Gene Ontology annotation, cellular component: nucleus.
AUGUUAAAUGCAAAGGGGAUUAGGUUUUUGGAUUUUAUAUACCUUGGUCAACGCAACCAAAAGGUUUUAAAGGAGCUACAGUAUUUGGCCAGUGCUUUUGCCAUAACUAGGGUUUUUACGAAGAUGCAUGUUGAUAAAGUAAGAAGUGCUACUGUGGCUGUUAAGAUCCGAAAGACGAAGCGAGAAACUCCGAAGCGUCCGAAGACAUCAUGGGUGAAGGAUGUUUGGAGUCUUCAUGUUGGAGAAGUUAGGUCUCAUGUUGCUCGAUUUGUUGAGUUUCUGAGCAACAAAGAUUCUUGGCAGCUCCAGGUUGAAGCUGCUUGGGUUCUCACCAGUGCUUUUGAUGGCUCGACUCCUUCGAAUGACCAUUUGCUGGAGCCAAUAUUUCAAAAAUUGUAUUCCAAUCAGGAAAGUCUUGAAUUAGCGGUCGUUGGUAUUUUAUCCGAUCAUACAAUUCUGCAGGGCAUAGCAACCAAACAAUUCCGAACACUGCUCUCUAUCAAUGAGAAACUUGAUCUUUGCGAAGCUAUGAAGUUUAGCGUUAUUCUUCGAUUUGCUCAGUUUAUAAAGAUGCCAUAUUGCCUGCAGCAGCUCAAGGAUGAUUCUGCUUGGAUUCUCGUACUUAUUUUCUCUUUCCGCCUCGCUUAUAAAUUUGAUAGGGUUGAAUAUGGGUUGGUGGAAGUUCUUGCUGUGCUGGUAGUGGGAGAAGUUAAACAUGGUGUUUUGACUCCUUUGCUGAACAAGUUAAAGGAGGCGAACAACAAUUUUCCGAUGCAGAGAGAAGCCACGAGGACUUUGUCACUGAUUUUUAAAAGCAGGCCGGAUCUUCCAUCUAAGCAGGUUACUUCAGCAGUCUAUUCUCUUUUAGAGCUUCUUCGUUCAGAUGAUGAUGAGGUGCUAACAAAUGUAUGUUGUGCACUUUCUUACCGUAUUGAUGGUAUACGUGGCAUUAUCCAACACCACAAUAACUGA